CACAGAAGGGAUGGUCCCAAUUUGGCUUGCACUUACCUUUUGUAUACAGACAGAUCGUGUUUUUUCAUACAAUCGACCGCUCCUAAAACAUGACGGAUAAACACUUGUAAACGGGCUGUAGAUAUAAUAUAUCGACAUACAGGGAUCGGAAGAAGGAAUAUUGUUAUAUUUCAUUUGAUAGCGACUUAAAUUACGAUUUAUCUUUUUUUCGAUAAUCCUUCUUUUGACAUCGUAUCAUUCUGUAGCUGAUAACUGUGAAGACAUCGUGUGUAUACCAGAUUCACUACUGAACUCACUGUAAAGAUGGUCUGCUUACAGUACUCCAUGGCACUCGUCGGCCUUUCGUUGAUGAUGCUGUCUUACGCUAUCGCUCUCUCACCAGAUGAACUAAGAAGCUUCAUGGCUAGGACUUACAUCGAAGACACCGUGGGUUACCAGGGCUUUGUGAGGAUAUCCAACCACAGCGCAGCAAUGUUCCAGAUAUCGGCCAACGGCAUUCCAGACCACGUUACGGGCCCUUUUAAUCUACCAGAGGAUAGUGACGACGUCCUGGUGCAGAACUUCGAGUAUUACAUUCCAAAGAACCCCGCGGUCGCUGACAACCCGACCGACCUUAACAUGGGACCAAUCGGACUGGCCAUCAACGGCGUCGCCAUUUUUAGUCCCUACAGUGCUCAAGGUACAGAUGCGGUCAUUACCGAAGAGCGGACCUUUGAUGCAUGUGACGGCCAUCCCUCCCCACGCGGGACAUACCACUACCACGGCAGUCCCAUCUGCGUCUUUGAAGAUGUCGAAGGUGUUCCUUCAUCGAUCGUUGGUGUGGCGAUGGAUGGAUUUCCAAUCUACGGACCCACCGACGAGAACGGGAACCGCCUGUUUUCUGAGGACUUGGACGACUGCCACGGAAGGUACGUGAAUGGCCGAUAUCGCUACCAUAUUACUGAUGACUUUCCUUACAUCUUGGGCUGCUAUAAGGGUGAGGUUGAUGAGAGGAAUCUACCACAAGGCAUGGGACCUAACAGACCCGACCAAGGUGGAAUUCCUGUUCCAACUGGUCGUCCUCCCAUGACGAGCCCAACGGAAACCAGAGUGACCAGACCUACAGAGACCAGUGUAACCAGACCUACAGAGACCAGUGUAACCAGACAUACAGAGACCAGUGUAACCAGACCCACAGGGACCAGGAUGACCAACCCUAUGGAGACUAGGAGGCAGAUAAUGUCAACAAGUCAAACGAGCAACGCAGGAAGUAACGACCCGCUCGUCUUUAGCGGAAAUUCGUCCACUUCUUCUGCGCAAUCUGCGAUUCUUCUUGUCACAUCAUGUUUAGCCAUCGUAUUAUCUUGUACAUGCUAGAUUAAUUUGUUUCUCGUUUUACCAUGUCUUUUCCUUCUCAUUUCGACAUAAGCUUGAAUGAAAAGAAAAUAUAUCUGAAGCGAAAAAAAAGGAAAUGUUUUGAGAACGGAAUAUUUUAACUUGAUGAGCAUGAGCACAGCAAAGCAAAGAAAAGGAAGGAACAACUAUGCACUUAGUCAUAAGUGUGUACUAUUGAAUAUCAACAUAAUUAUCUUGAUAGACAUGAUCCCCACGUAUAACUCUGGAUUAUUAUAAUAGCAUUACUAUGGAUGGUAUCUAUUUCACAUGCACUAUUUGUCGAUAUGUCAGCAAACCACAUUCCAUUUGACCUCGUCAUCACAAGUUCAAACCCCAUAUAAUUGGCAGACUGUAAAACAUCAUUACUUAACAUUGCCAUGGGGGGGGGGGAGACUUACCAUCUAGCUUUUCAGCAAGAAACGGUUGGAAUCAUGCUUUACCACGUUUAUGCAACGUUUAUUUUUGUUGAUCAUAAUAGAUUUUCUACCUUAGAGUAGCUGUGCGAAGAUUUAAAAAAUGAACUUUAUUUUCAUUAUUGUAAAGGUGGCACUUUGAUUGGAUAAGUAUCAAAACACAUUUCAGCACUGUUCGGAGAGCUCUUCAGGUGCUAUACCGGGACUGUAUUUAAGCGUUUUGUAAUUGAUAAUAAUCCCUACUUCGAAUGUUUCCAAGCACUGCAUUUUGAUAAAAUUGUCCAAUCAGAGUUUCACCUUUGCAAUAAAGAAAAUAAAGUUCAUUUUUUAAAUCUUCGCACAGCUACUUUAAAUGUUGUUGAUGCAUUGUUAUCGAAAAAAAAAAUUAACUCGAGCAAACAACAACGGCGACAAGAAAGUUCUUUCUCAACCGGACUAUACCUUUUCGAAAUAAUGUGAAAUUAGAGAUAAUUAAAUAAAAUAUAAAUUCCAUAAA
This is a messenger RNA of Strongylocentrotus purpuratus (purple sea urchin), 2283 nucleotides long. RefSeq lists its product as uncharacterized. The transcript has 2 exons. Bases 304 to 1356 code for a protein of 350 amino acids. The record is from RefSeq and is a predicted model, not a curated record. Lineage: Eukaryota; Metazoa; Echinodermata; Echinoidea; Camarodonta; Strongylocentrotidae.